AUGUCUGAUUCAUCAUCUAUCUCAUCUGAAACCAUAUAUGAUGAGUUUAACAGCCCCAUCAACCACAACACCCCAGCAACGAAGAAACACGUUUACGAACUGUUGUCUAAUGUUGAUUUAUCAAUCAAAAAAAUAAAUCAACUCACCUCGCGUGAAAGAAACGGUGGCCUAUAUCGACUAUCACUUUACUUAGGAAAAGAUAUCCCAAAAGAUACCAAGGACAAAAUCAUCAAACUAAUCGUUGAAAGCGACUGUUGCACAAUCCCAAACGUAGAUGUCACUAAUGCCGUACUAAAGGAUACAGUCCAAACAUCAACAUCAAACACACAAAAACCCGCCCCAAUUGCAAAUCCAAUCGAUGACCAGAAAAAUCAUAUUCCAUUGGGUGACUCCAUUUUCUCACCAAUUCAAUCAAAAAUUAGAGCUACCCUCGAUUCAAUGGAUUCACCAAAAACACCAACUUUUUCCUCAAUCCAAAACAAAAACAAAUCACCAUUGACUCAAAUAACAAUUGCUAACUUCGCCAAAUCAGUUGAAAAUAAUAAUCCACAAAUAUCAAUCGGGUCAAUUCCAAUUGUGGCCAAUAAAGAGUCACAACAAAAACCAACAAAAAAAACCACUACUACCACCGCAAUCCCAAAUCUACCACCAACUCGUUCUAGAAGCAGUACUUUCCCUGCUCCCAAAACAAACCCACCUCAAAGCCAUAUCAAUACCAGUCAAUCAAUCAAACUUCAAAUUCCAAAACCUAGAAAAUCUAAUGAAGGAAAUCAUCGUCUUUUACAAAAGACACCAAAUGGAAUACCUGAAUAG
This is a messenger RNA of Dictyostelium purpureum, 813 nucleotides long. RefSeq lists its product as uncharacterized. NCBI's taxonomy places the organism in Eukaryota, Evosea, Eumycetozoa, Dictyosteliales, Dictyosteliaceae. Bases 1 to 813 code for a protein of 270 amino acids. The transcript has 3 exons. The record is from RefSeq and is a predicted model, not a curated record.